Messenger RNA from Drosophila biarmipes, 763 nucleotides. RefSeq lists its product as uncharacterized. The coding region runs from base 100 to 621 and encodes 173 amino acids. The transcript has a single exon. Gene Ontology annotation, cellular component: extrinsic component of endoplasmic reticulum membrane. Gene Ontology annotation, biological process: vacuolar proton-transporting V-type ATPase complex assembly. Lineage: Eukaryota; Metazoa; Arthropoda; Insecta; Diptera; Drosophilidae. The record is from RefSeq and is a predicted model, not a curated record.
CAAUGUCGUUUCAAUUCCAAGUUGUUUUAAGGCAAUAUUUUUGGAGCUUCCAAAUUUUGUUAGAAAGGAAAACCCUGCUUGAAAAAGAAGUACCCAACGAUGAGGCAAAGCGGGGAGCCAUCCGAUGAAUUAAGAGAGUCUAGAUCAAGGUCCCAGGAUGAGGAGGUCGAAAAUCUCAUAGAUGCCCUCCACUUGAAUCUGCUCCACCUAACAGAAGACCGACAGCGGCUGCAAUUGCAGGUCAACAAGGAGUCCUGUAGAGCUCGGCUAAUCCUGGCCAGGGUCAGAAUGCACCAGGGCUGUCAACGCACUUCAGCAGAGGCCCUGCUACCAAGAGGGCGACCCUACAAGGCUCUUUCGCGAGUUCUAGAGGAAUCGAGUUAUUGGGGAAAAGUCUUCAAGAUCAUGCGACUUCCAGUCGAUCCGCUUCUGGGAUAUUUUCGACCCCUCACCAAAAUCUUUGGCUCUCUGGUGUCACAAAGCUUGCGGAUUGCAAAUCGGCAUUGGGAUCACUGUCUAGAUCUAGUAGUCGAGUGUGCCAACAUCCAAAGAGAACUCCAGGCCACGAUCAACUCUAUAGAGAAGCUAAGAUGGUCUCAGGAUCAAAGGUUAUCACUUUAGAUGACCAAGAAUGGAGCGCUUCUGGGGUUCCUCUAGUACCUUGUUCAAAGGAUAAGAAAUCUGAAUGAAUGAAAGAAGUUCCUUCAGAAAAACUAUUAUAUGAUAUAAUUUUGCUUUAGAAUAAUAUAGUUUUGUACUAAUA